Onychostoma macrolepis is the source of this 6576-nucleotide messenger RNA. RefSeq names its product low density lipoprotein receptor-related protein 4 (gene lrp4). NCBI's taxonomy places the organism in Eukaryota, Metazoa, Chordata, Actinopteri, Cypriniformes, Cyprinidae. The record is from RefSeq and is a predicted model, not a curated record. Gene Ontology annotation, molecular function: protein binding; calcium ion binding. The coding region runs from base 692 to 6436 and encodes 1914 amino acids. Gene Ontology annotation, biological process: Wnt signaling pathway involved in somitogenesis; chemical synaptic transmission; receptor-mediated endocytosis involved in cholesterol transport. The transcript is spliced from 38 exons.
UGAAUCAUUUGUGGUUAUAUUUUGUAUUUUAGUAGUUGUAAACCUAUACUACCAUCCGGUAAAUGUUCUGGUUUACUGAAGCCGAAGGUUAAAGGCGUCAGUAAGUACAGUCAACUGGCCUAUUGACGUCUCCUUAUUUGACUUGGAUUGCCUCACUUUGUAUUUAGAAGGGCCGCUGCAUAGUCUCCCGUUUGAAAAGGGUUCAAAGAACUUCAAAGUUUUGGUGGCGAGGCUCGAACAGCGCGUAUUCCCAAAACUGUGUUACGGAGGAGUUGUUUGCAUUGGACUUCCAGAGCGGCAGAAACCUCGAGUGCGAACUUGGAAAAGUUUCUUACUAGCGAACGGCGAUUUGUGAUUUGUCCCCUCGGUUUCCCUCUAGACAUCCUACACUGGAAUAGGAACUACCCCUGAAACACACAUGGUACAACCCAAUGCACCUUUUGAUCAUUCCAGCAGAAGCAGCAGCGACUGACUGUGCAACAACAUUUCAAGGUUCUUGGUGGAGUUGCGGUGUCCUGAAUUGAGCCGCGUCUGUACUUCAACUUAGCCUGUGUCUGAACGGGAUCACAGACGCCUUAAACAAUGGUUUUUAAAGAGUUAUUAAUCUAACUCAGUUCAUCCGAAGGGUGCUGAUACUUCAAAGAGAAACAUUUGCGAAAUAAAGCGCGAGCGAGAGAGAGGAUUCUUCACGAUGAGGCUCACUGCGGUGCUUUGUGGCAGUCUUUUAACUUUCAUGCUUCUCGCCGAAGGUGUUUUAGGUGCCGCCGAAUGCUCAUGUGGAAGAAAUCACUUCACAUGUGCGGUCAGUGCGUUUGGCGAGUGCACGUGCAUCCCGGCGCAGUGGCAGUGCGAUGGUGACAAUGACUGCGGCGAUCACAGCGAUGAAGACGGCUGCAUAUUGCCCACAUGCUCACCAUUAGACUUUCACUGCGAUAAUGGAAAAUGCAUCCGGCGCUCGUGGUUAUGCGAUGGAGACAACGACUGUGAGGAUGACUCCGAUGAACAAGACUGUCCUCCACGAGAAUGCGAGGAGGAUGAGUUUCAUUGUCAAAAUGGAUACUGUAUCCGGAGCCUGUGGUACUGUGAUGGAGACAAUGACUGUGGAGAUAACAGUGAUGAGCAGUGCGAUAAGAGGAAGUGUUCUGAUAAAGAGUUCCGCUGUUCAGAUGGAAGCUGCAUCGCAGAACACUGGUACUGUGAUGGAGACACCGACUGCAAAGAUGGAACUGAUGAAGAGAAUUGCCCAUCUGACGUGAUGACAGCCACAUGCAGUGUUGAGGAGUUUCAGUGUGCAUAUGGCCGCUGCAUUCUGGACAUCUACCACUGUGAUGGAGAUGACGACUGCGGGGACUGGUCUGAUGAGUCGGACUGUUCCUCCCACCAGCCCUGCCGUUCUGCAGAGUUCAUGUGCAGCAGUGGCAUGUGUAUAAAUGCAGGCUGGAGGUGUGACGGAGAAUACGACUGUGACGACCAAUCAGAUGAAAAGAACUGCAGUACGUCGAUGUGCAUGGCUGAUCAGUUUCGCUGUAUGUCUGGUCGAUGUGUGCGGUUGUCAUGGCGCUGUGAUGGGGAGGAUGACUGCUCUGACAACAGUGAUGAAGAAGGCUGUGAAAAGACGGAAACUCCUCCAUGUGCUUCGGAUCAGUUCCUGUGUGGAAAUGGCCGCUGUAUUGGCCAGCGCAAGGUUUGUAAUGAUGUCAAGGACUGUGAAGACGGGACUGAUGAGCAUCCGCACCAGGACUGUCGCUCCAAGUCAAGUGAAGAAAACUGUAAUGUUAACAAUGGAGGCUGCUCACAGAAAUGCCAGAUGUCUCGAGGUCUGGUGCAAUGCACUUGUCACACCGGCUACACAUUAACACAGGACGGGAAGACAUGCAGAGAUGUUGAUGAGUGUGCAGAUGAAGGUUAUUGUAGUCAAGGCUGUACCAACAUAGAAGGAGGAUUUCACUGCUGGUGUGUGCAAGGUUACGAGCUUCGACCCGACAAACGCAGCUGCAAAGCUUUGGGUCCAGAACCAGUUUUGUUGUUUGCGAAUCGGAUUGAUAUCCGUCAGGUUCUGCCGCACCGCUCAGAAUACACAUUAUUACUGAAUAAUCUGGAAAAUGCCAUUGCGUUGGACUUUCAUCAUAGCGAAGAGCUGGUGUUCUGGUCAGAUGUGACACUGGACCGUAUCAUGAGAGCCAGUCUGAACGGUAGUAAUGUGGAGGAGGUUGUGUCCACGGGACUUGAGAGUCCAGGUGGUCUGGCCAUAGACUGGAUUCAUAAUAAGCUCUACUGGACUGACUCAGGAACGUCUCGUAUUGAAGUGGCUAAUCUGGAUGGCACACAGCGUAAAGUGCUUUUAUGGCAGAGGAUGGAGAAACCCCGUGCCAUCGCUCUGCACCCCAUGGAAGGGAAGAUUUACUGGACCGACUGGGGAAAUAUGCCAUGCAUUGAAUAUGCCAACAUGGACGGCUCUAAUCGCAAAAUAAUUGCGGAUACGCACCUCUUCUGGCCCAAUGGACUUACCAUUGACUACGCCAGUCACCGUAUGUACUGGGUGGACGCCAAACACCACGUCAUUGAAAGAGCUGACCUGGAUGGGAAGAACAGAAAGGCUGUCAUCAGCCAAGGUCUUCCACAUCCUUUUGCCAUCACCGUGUUUGAAGACAGUCUUUACUGGACCGACUGGCACACUAAGAGUAUCAACAGUGCAAACAAGUUUACUGGCAAGAACCAAGAGGUCAUCCGAAACAAGCUGCACUUUCCCAUGGACAUCCACACCCUACACCCACAGAGACAACCUGCAGGUGGGAGAAACCGCUGUGGAAGCAAUAAUGGAGGCUGCAGUCACCUGUGUCUUCCAAGCAAUAAGACCUACACCUGUGCGUGUCCUACAGGCUUUAAAAAGGUGGAUCACUAUAACUGUGCCCAGAGUCUUGACAAGUUCCUGCUUUUUGCCCGAAGGACGGACAUCCGUCGAAUCAGCUUUGACACUGAAGACAAGCUGGACGACGUCAUUCCACUGGCUGAUAUUCGAAACGCAGUGGCCCUGGACUGGGACUCUAGUGAGCGUUAUAUAUACUGGACUGACGUCACCACUGAUUCCAUCAACCGAGCGAAAUGGGAUGGAAGCAAACAGGAGGUUGUGGUGGACACCAGUUUGGAAAGCCCUGCAGGUCUAGCUAUCGAUUGGCUUACACACAAACUGUACUGGACUGAUGCAGGCACAGAUCGGAUUGAAGUUUCAAACACGGAUGGAAGCAUGCGCACAGUUCUGAUCUGGGAGAACCUCGACCGUCCUCGGGACAUUGUUGUUGAUCCGAUCGGAGGAUUCAUGUACUGGACAGACUGGGGUGCCAAUCCUAAGAUUGAGCGCGCUGGAAUGGACGCAUCCAACCGUACUGUUAUCAUCUCAACAAACCUGACCUGGCCUAACGGAUUGGCAAUAGACUAUAGCACUGAGCGGCUGUACUGGGCCGAUGCUAGCAUUAAGACCAUUGAGUAUGGCAACUUCGAUGGAUCAGGCAGACAGGUGUUGAUUGGCAGUCAGUUGCCUCAUCCGUUUGGGUUGACGCUCAAUGAAGACAGAAUUUAUUGGACAGACUGGCAAUCCAAGAGCAUCCAAAGUGCAGACAAGCUCACUGGUUUGGACCGAAGAACGCUGGCAGAAAACCUUGAAAACCUCAUGGACAUUCACAUGUUCCACCAUCAUAGAACUACAGUCCAGACGCCCUGUUCGGUGAAUAAUGGCGGCUGCAGUCACCUUUGCCUCCUGGCUCCUGCUCCCAAAGCCUCAAGCUGUGCAUGUCCCACUGGUAUCAACCUGCAGGCGGAUGGCAAGACUUGCACUCACGCAAUGAACAGCUUCCUGAUCUUUGCCCGGCGGACAGACAUCAGAAUGAUUUCUUUGGACAUCUCGUACUUCGCUGAUGUGGUUCUGCCAGUCAGCGUGUCUAUGAAGAACACCAUUGCCAUUGGAGUGGAUGCAGUAGAAGGUAAAGUGUACUGGUCAGACAGUACAUUAAAGAAAAUCAGCAGAGCCAAUGUCAAUGGUACAGAAUAUGAGGACAUUAUUUCAACUGGUCUGAUGACCACAGAUGGUCUGGCAGUGGAUUCAGUGGGCAGAAAAAUCUACUGGACUGACACGGGGACGAACCGCAUUGAGGUGGCUAAUCUCAAUGGCUCCAUGAGAAAAGUGCUUGUGUGGCAGAACCUGGACAGCCCUCGUGCCAUCGCCCUGUUCCAUGAGAUGGGGUACAUGUACUGGACGGACUGGGGUGAGCAUGCCAAGCUGGAGCGCUCCAGUAUGGAUGGUUCAGAUCGCGUAGUUCUGAUAAAUAACAAUCUUGGCUGGCCUAAUGGACUGGCCGUGGACAAAGCUGGAUCACAGCUGCUAUGGGCCGAUGCACAUACUGAGCGGAUUGAAGCAUCUGAUCUUAAUGGUUCAAACCGGAGGACCCUGGUGUCUCCCGUCCAGCACCCGUACGGUCUCACUCUGUUGGGGCCGCACAUGUACUGGACAGACUGGCAGAGCCGCAGUAUUCAUAGAGCGGACAAGGACACUGGGACAAACGCCAUCACGGUCCGCUCCAACUUGCCCGGCCUCAUGGACAUCCAGGCUGUUGACCGGGCAAGACCUUUGGGCUUCAAUAAAUGUGGCAGGAGAAACGGUGGCUGCUCUCACCUGUGUCUGCCUCGGCAUAAUGUGACGUCUUGUGCGUGUCCCACUGGUAUUCUGCUGAAAAGUGAUGGGAGAUCAUGUGACAAUUUGCCUGAAACGUUCCUGCUCUUUUCAAAUCGUGUCAGUGUUCGAAGAAUCUCUCUAGACACUAAUGACCACACAGAUGUGUAUGUGCCUGUGCCCGAGUUGCAUAAUGUGAUUUCUUUGGACUAUGACAGCGUGGAGAGGAAACUCUACUAUACGGAUGUGUCACUGGAUGUUAUAAGGCGGGUGGAUUUAGACGGCAGCAAUAUGGAAACUGUGAUCAGUCAGGGUCUGAAGACGACUGAUGGACUUGCUGUUGACUGGGUGGCCCGUAACAUGUACUGGACAGACACCGGCCGUAACACCAUUGAAGUGGCUCACUUAGAUGGUACGUCUCGGAAAGUUCUGGUGAAUAACAGUCUGGAUGAACCAAGAGCCAUCGCUGUGUUUCCUAGCAAGGGGUUCCUGUUCUGGACAGAUUGGGGUCACAUUGCAAAGAUUGAGCGUGCUUACCUGGAUGGCACAGACAGGAAAGUCCUCAUCAACACAGAUCUGGGAUGGCCAAACGGCUUGACACUGGACUAUGACACCCGCAGGAUCUUUUGGGUGGAUGCACACUUGGACCGCAUAGAAAGUUCUGACUUGAAUGGCAAACUGCGUCAAAUUCUCAUCAGCCCCGUAUCACACCCGUUUGCCCUCACGCAGUUGAAACCGGUAUACUCUCCUUUAACUCCUUUUUCCCGAAUCUCACAGCAAGACCGUUGGAUUUACUGGACGGACUGGCAGACCAAGUCUAUUCAGCGAGUAGAUAAGCAUACAGGUCGUAGUAAGGAAACUGUGCUGGCUAAUGUAGAGGGCCUCAUGGACAUCAUAGUGGUGUCGCCACAAAGACAGACUGGAACAAAUCAUUGUAGUGUGAAUAAUGGGGGCUGCACACACUUGUGUCUUGCGCGGGGUAACAGUUUUGUGUGCGCAUGUCCAGAUGAAACUGACGGCAGACCUUGCUCUACAAUCUCUGGUUACAUUCCUACGGCAUCUGAGAAAGACUCUAAAGGUACUCAAGCCCCCAAAAAACACCCCACAGAGAAACCUCAUCAGGGCCUGUCAGGGGUCAAUUGUACAGAUGCAAGUCUCAAUCAAGAGGACUGCAUCCAGAACAAUGUGGUGUCUGCACCUCGUGAUGAGAGCCCUCAUAUCAGCUACGUGAUUGGUGGAGCUCUUUCAAUACUGGCCAUCCUGAUACUCAUCGCUGCAUUCAUUAUUUACAGGCACAAAAAAUUCAAGUUUGCAGAUCCAGGAGUGAGCAACUUGACUUACAGCAACCCUUCAUACAGGACAUCAACACAGGAGGUUAAAAUAGAGACUGCACAGAAACCCGCGAUAAACAACCAGCUGCGAUAUAAAAAAGAGGUCCAGGGCGUUUGUGAUGGAGGCUACACUAAAGAGAAGAUCCGCAUCGUGGAAGGCGUGUGUCUGCUCUCAGGAGACGAUCUUUACUGGGAAGACUUGAGACAGUUGAAGGUGUGCCGAGGAGCCGGGCUUCAUGCCUGUAUGCGCACGGAUACCGUCUCGCUACAGGCGAGCUCUGCCUCUCUGAACGACGGAGAGACCGAACAGCUGCUGCAGGGCGACCAAUCAGAGUGCUCGAGUCUCAGCACCGCCCACGCCGUGACGGCUCAGCAUCACAGCGCGCAUCCCGACACCGGCUGGGUCCCCAACCGUAAAGCCUCUACUGAGAGCGAAGUGUGAAACUGUACUAACAAACACGGUCACCAUGGGGGCAGAAACUUCUGACCAGAAAAAGGCUUGAAUACACUGUUAUUAGAAGUCAAACAGGUAGGUACGGUCAUACGGACCAUAUAUAUAUAUAUAUAUAUAUAUAUAUACAC